This is a messenger RNA of Physella acuta, 799 nucleotides long. Its product is annotated as NADH dehydrogenase [ubiquinone] 1 alpha subcomplex subunit 13-like. Gene Ontology annotation, cellular component: respiratory chain complex I. NCBI's taxonomy places the organism in Eukaryota, Metazoa, Mollusca, Gastropoda, Physidae. The record is from RefSeq and is a predicted model, not a curated record.
AUCCUCCUUGUCUCCAAUCUAUAGAGAUAGAUUUAGUGUAAGGCCUAGGCCUAUUUACAGAAGGUCAAAAUGGUUACUUAUAAACAGGACUUACCACCUGAGGGGGGGUUUAGUCCGUUUGAAUGGGCUGCAAGAGGCCCUAAAAGACUAUUUAAUGGUUACACCCAAAUAGGACUUUUUGUAGGCUUUACUGCAGUUUCAUGGGGUUUUUUUUUGAGAUGGCAAGCCAAUAAAAGGGCUAUUGAUUUAGAAAUGAGAGAUGCACGAUUAGCAGUAGAACCUAUACUGGAGGCUGAAAGAGAUAGAGAAUUUUUGAAGUUAUUGAGAAGAAACAGAGAUGAAGAGAAUGAAUUAAUGAAAAAUGUAAAAGGCUGGAAGACAGGCACGCUAUGGGGAGAGCCAGUGUAUCACAACCCAGGAGGUCACUUUAUCUUACCAAUCUAUGAAGAGUUGUGUGCACACAUGAGUACUAAAGACAAGAAUGAAAUGUUCUUGGACCAUAUGAAAAGAAAUGUCUAAGGCUGAAAUACAACUGUUUGCUAUUUAAUUAAUUAAAAUCCUAAUUAUUUUGGCUUGAUGUUUUGUAUUUUUAUCUAAUUUUAUGAAUUAGCUAAAUAAUGUGCAGUUAUGAGUUAGGUUACAUAAUAAUGAAAAUAAAUAAUGUAGCUAUUUCUGUGAAUUAAUCAGUUGAGCAUGUCGCAUGAAUGAAUCAAUAUGUGGUGAAUCUGGCCUUCAAUUUCAAUAGCAAAAUGUGUUUAGAGAAACUGAAUCGUUUUAAUAAAUAUUUUUGAUUCAUUUA